CCCCAAUACAAAAAAAAAUUUACUUAAUUGUUAAGUUGCUACAAAUGCAACGAAAAGUCAUAUUCAAUUUCUUCCCAAAUUCUCCAAAUUUCAGUUUUCUACCAUAUUACGCUAACACAUCAACCUUUAUAAAUACUAACCCACAGAUAUGCACAGAACCAGAAAUUUAUCACUACAGGCGAUUUUCUUGAUUUUCAUCUUUCUAAUCAAAAUGGCAGAUUCUGUUCCUUCCCCAGCCGCUGAUUCCUCCACUUCAGCGGUUCAGAUCGUCUACAUGGAGAGACCAGAGAAUGAGGAUCCUGAGGCCUACCAUAUCCGGACCCUCUCCUCCGUUCUCGGCAGUGAAGAGGCUGCAAAGGAGGCUUUGGUUUACAGCUACAAAACGGCUGCUAGUGGAUUCUCCGCCAAGCUCACACCUGCGCAGGUGGAGCAAAUUUCAAAACAACCAGGCGUUCUUCAAGUUGUCCCCAGCAAGACACUUCAGCUGCAUUCAGAACCUGGAAGGUUUCAUCUGCAUUCAGGACCAGGAAGGUUGAACUAAACUGCAUGAUACUCACUACUACUACUAAUAAGUAUUUUAUCAAAUACAUCUGUGUAUAAACAAGUUGGUGUCCUAAUCUAUGUUCUUUCUGCAAAGUGUUGUGCUCUAGGAAAGCUUUGGAUCUGAAUUAUGUACGUACUUCUUUCUUGUGUUUCCAUAUACUGUAGUCUGCAUUUGUGCUCUACCUUUUGGUUUAUACUUAAUGCAUUUGGAUCUAAUUUGUGUCUAUACAUAUUAUCAAAAUGUGAACUAUGACAUUUGAAUAA
Jatropha curcas is the source of this 807-nucleotide messenger RNA. RefSeq names its product Proteinase inhibitor, propeptide. The record is from RefSeq and is a predicted model, not a curated record. NCBI's taxonomy places the organism in Eukaryota, Viridiplantae, Streptophyta, Magnoliopsida, Malpighiales, Euphorbiaceae.